GAAAAGGAGUAGUUUGUGCAUAAAAACCGGCCUUAAUCCCCGGAUCGAAUCUCGCGCAUUCUCGGUCGGCUCCUAUCCUCGGGCGAGUUCGUAUCGCCAUUUGUCGAAACGGCUGGUCGCUCGUGCAGGUUCGGCCGGGUCUGGGAUUCCGGCCGAGGCCGGGGCUUCGAGGGGUUUUCGGUUGCUAGUGCAGACCAGUGCAGACAGUCGCUGGCAGUCGCAGGGUUCGAGCGGUCGAAGGCGGGUUGUUGGCGAGAGAGCAAGGAACAGGAGAGUCACGUAGUGUCAGUGCGGGGCCAGUGGCAGUGGUGCUCUCCCAGUAUCCCGGCUAUCGAUCGAGGAGCUCUCGUUACUUUGGCGAUCGGAUCGUGAUAUUGCGCGCGGCCUGGAUAGCGAGAAGAGGAGUUCCGUUUCGCUUGGACUGACCUCGUCGUCGUGUUGGUUGGCAUCGUCGCGUUUUCUUCUUGGCGUCUGGUGCGGGCUAGUCGAGGCCGGACGCACGCCGCGACCGGUUGCAGGUGCGGGUGCGGGUGCAUAUUGUGCGUGCAAGGUGGGACUCUGCAAAAGCGAAGAGAACGAUGGACGGCAGCUCGGAGCCGCCGCCGUCGGACCUGACGGCAGUGGGAAGUGAAAACGACCCAAGGAGAAGGAGCAGCGCUGGAGACGGCGACGGUGACUCUGAGGUCACGACAAACACGCCAUUGGCUGCUCCCACAAUGGAUAACAGCCAGGGUACGAGUACAAGGGGCUCAUCGUCUCCGUCUCCUCUCCCGACCCCGACUUCGUCUCCGGCGGGGUGUGGCUGCGUCGCGGCUACUGGAGACCCUGAGGAUAUCACCAUUAGCAUUACUCCCACCACCGGUGGACAGUUCGACCUCACCGUCGAGCGCACGGACACCGUUGAGAGCCUCAAGAAAAUCAUCUCCAAGAGGCUGAAGGUCGCCAAGGAACGUAUUUGUUUACUGCACCGCGAGAGGCAACUCCGUGAGGGCACUCUCGAGGAAAAUCGUCUUCAGGAUGGCAGCCGCUUGACUCUACUGCCCAGCGUGGAGACGGGAUUGCUGGCACAGCGACCGGAACAAAGCGUAAUGCAAGCACUGGAGAGCCUGAACGAUUCUCAAGUGAACGAUUUCCUCUCCGGGAAAGCUCCGUUGAAUUUGACAAUGCGUCUGGGGGAUCACAUGAUGCUGAUACAGCUGCAAUUGAGCACCGUGACACCAGCCACACCUGCAACCGGUUCCUCCGGCAAUCCUACGACGAGUUCGGCAACCUCCUCCUCCUCGGGGAGCAACGCGAACGUGACGAGUACAGCCGGGACGACGAAUGGGAACGGUUCCUCGACGGCGCAGAACAGAAGGUCCACCGUCUUGACGGCGGGCAGUUCGUCGAACUCCACCAAACUUCAAAAUGGCAGUGCAGUAGCCAGGACGUCCUCAUUGAUCAGCAGCCUGGCAUCCGCACUGAAGGCGGCGGCCAGCUGUAGCACCAGCCUCUCAACGGCGACGACCACGACAAAUCCCGUCAGCUCGGAACGGGCAGCCAUGUCCUCGUCGUCGACGGGGUCUACAUCCACAUCGACUACCACCUGUUCACCAAUGAGUUCCGUGCACUCGUCAUCCUGUACUCAAUCACAGUCUCAAGUCAAUCGGGCUAGCAAUUCCUCAGUGACCAAUACCUCCAGCUGUAAAUCCCGCUUUCUGCAUCUUCACCAUCCUCAUCACAGCCUUUAUCAUUAUCAUCACCAUCGUCGACAUCAUCAGCAUCACCAGCACCACCAUCACUUUAGGCACAAGCAGCCGUCCUUGGAUCCUCUUCAACCGCUUACCUCCACUACCAGUCCGGACCCCUCUACCAGUUAUGAAAGCAGUCCGGGCACGUCGCCCAAGAAGAAAAUUUGUUCGAGUCAUCAUCAUUCACCACAGUCGAGCACCCCUGCAGAUUGCAGAAGUGCCGGUGAUACUACUACUACUACUUCUACCACUACUACUCCGCAAAGUCCUGGGGCUGCUGCUGGUACCUCAGCCGUGGUGGUCGCCGAUGGUGGAAAGGCUGCGACCGCCCUGGACACCCGGGCACUCGCCGAGGCAUCGCGCAACCUCACACAGAAGCUCAAGCAGCUCUCCUCUGAGGAAAACGCGAGACGCAGACAAGGUGCAAUAAUCGAGAGUAUGCAUCACCACGGGAAGGGCGUCUACUCCGGGACGUUCAGCGGCACUCUCAAUCCAGCACUUCAGGAUCGUCAUGGACGACCGAAACGUGAUAUCAGCACCAUCAUUCAUAUACUGAACGAUCUACUCUGUGCCACACCUGCAGCGACUGCUGGCCAUUACAGGCAUCAUCAUAGGCAUACCAGUGGUCGUCAGCAAUCGACUUCUUCAUCCUCUGCAGUCGCUUCUAACAUUGGUAGCAACGCUACGACCGGCACUACUGGCUGUCACGACUCCUCGACAACGGGUUACUCAACAGAAGAACUUUCGAAGGAGAACGAAGCGACAAAGGGCAAGAUGAGAAGAUUGCGUCUGGUGAUGGAACAAAGAAGAGCCAAGAGGAAAGCCAGACGACAAGCAAGGGCAGCACCGUAUACUACUCAGUGGGCCGCCCUGACGCCUGAUCCUGACCCUAACCAUGAUCCAAACACGAGCUCAGCCACCUCGAGCGCCACCGGUACGAAUUCCGCGGAACCACAGAACGAGCCCGAGCUUCAGCCUUGCAGUCCUGAACCGGUUGUCGCUUGAAAUCAUCGUUUACUACUCCCUUUUCUCAUCCGAGUAGCAUCCUUCGCUCGAUCAUGCCUCGAAAUCUCGACUGCGAGGCUUUUCCAUUCGUACCCAUCAAACCUUAUAGUAGAGGGCGGGACGCAAGCAUCGCUUGCUAUACUUCACUUUUCACACACGUUGACUACGCCCUGGGGUUCUAUUCUAUCAUAGUUUCUACACUCAGGACCUGAUAUAGCUGACAAUAACCUGUAGUCAACGAACCGGUCGCGACCACUUCGAGCGUUCCUUAUCGUCGUCACCCUCGUCAUCAUCGUCAUCAUCAUCAACGUCGUCGUCGUCGUCGAGAAUAGACGAGCAGGAAAAAGAAAAAAAAGAACAGACCCAGAAAAAACAAACGACGGCUGAACGCAGCGAAGAAGGACGCAACUGCGAUGAGAAUAAUGCAGCCGCUAACGUUCGUCAUCCUCAUCCUUGUAAUCAUAGUCCGCGUCCUCAUCCUCAUCAUCACCCACUGCAAACUUAUCUACAAACAGAUAGACACAGCCUUUUCACGGAUCCUUUAUAAUCACCUAAAUAAUGAUCAGCACCAUCAUCAUCGUCAACAUCAUCAACGUCGUAUAAUCGUUAUCAUCGUCAUCACGCUGCUACCACGCAAAAUCGAACGUAGUCUUGCAUUAGCACAUCAAAGAGGGACGUGUGAUCAGGACCCCGAUAAUCACGUGUCCCGGAAACAUCAUCAUCCUCUCCUUCUCCGUCAAUUCCUUGUACCACUAAACUCUACUACCAGAACCCAGAGUCUCGAGGAUCUACGUAGACGAUAAUACAAUUGAUACAUAGAAUAAAAGAAAAACGUUACUGAUCUACCAGUCAUUUGUAACCUCAAAUAUUUUAUAGCAACGGUGGGAUCGCUGGUCAUAUAAUGCGAUAGUCUGAUCUCUGACCCCCAUAGCGUCGGUACGAUGUCCUCAAAACGAUGGCCUUUGGCACCGAUCAGACUGCACGAUUGUUUCGAAUAUGGAGAAGGAGAUAUAUUUUUUGCCGGAUGGGGUCAGGUGGUUCCCGUAGGUAGACGGUAGGUCCCCCACUGUAUGGCCUCGACGUCAGAAUUCGUUUAGGUUUAUUAGGUACUAAAUAACAUUAUAUUAUCUUAUAGUAUAUUGCGUUAGGUUACUUAGGAAGAAUUAUUAUUACUAUUAUUAUAUUAUAUUAUUAUUGCUAUUAUUAUUAUUAUUAUUAUUAUUAUUAUUAUUAUUAUUAUUAUUAUUAUUACUACUAUUAUUACUACAGUUUUGAAAAACUGGCUCAACAUUGUAACAUACGAUUAUCAAACCUUUAUCGAGUACCAAAAUAAAUAAGAAUGCUUGCUAAGUCAAGGUAAAAUCCGUUUCCGCCUCGUCUUGCGAAUCGAAGGUCUCGAAAUAUACUGCAAAGGUACGAUCUAGAGGCGGCGAGUGCAAACGGUUCAGAGUUUUGGCGAGGGGGAGGAGCGAGGAGGGAACUGGAAAAGAAAGAAAAAUGUAUGUACCAUAUCUACGGGUGUUUUUUUUGGACUAUAUACUAUAUAAGGAGAGUGAGAGAGAGAGAUAUGCAGCCGGUCGAAGUAACAGAAAGUUAGAAGGUCGCGUAUAGCAAAAUGCGAGCCACGCAGUACGACUUUAUAUCUUUGGUAAGAUAUAAUUAUGCGAAUCUAUGACAAUGUAAGUUGUGUAUGCCGAUGUUAUCGUUAUCGUUAUGAAGUAUCAUUUACGUUAUCCUUACUGUGUAUUGCGUACGAAGACUGUUGAAGUCUACGAUAAAAUUGGAUUAGAAUAUAUUUAAUGGAAUGCGAGAGAGAGAUAGAGAGAGAGAGAGAGAGAGAGAGAG
Molecule: messenger RNA, 4580 nt
Organism: Cephus cinctus (wheat stem sawfly)
Lineage: Eukaryota; Metazoa; Arthropoda; Insecta; Hymenoptera; Cephidae
Product: midnolin-A
Exons: 5
Coding region: 579-2735 (718 amino acids)
Cellular component (GO): nucleus
Molecular function (GO): protein binding
Source: RefSeq, a predicted model, not a curated record